UCUAUAUUUAAAAACCCGUCACCGAUUGAUUACACAUUUAUUAUGACUACAUGCACACAAUUCUCCGAACCACGAUGAGGAAGUUUAAUUGAAUCUAUCAAAAUGGCGACAUAUCAGCAAUGAAGAAAUUGUAGCUAACCUUUCGGGAUAGAUGGUAUUAUUCUCCUGUUAAUUUUUCAAGGGACCUAUUUUAAUUUUCUUUGUUAAUAUCUUAUUUCGUUGACGCCAGUAAUCUCUUUUAUCAUUCAAAUAAUCGGCACUAAAAAGUGAAUUAAGUGUAUGCAAUUGCUUAUGAUACUAACUGUAACAUCACAACUGCAUUGUGAAGGCGAUACCCUGUUGCAAAAACAAUAGCCUCGUGUUCCUGGAGAGUUAACGACAGGAGAAAAGAACGCCCUGUUAAACAUUUCAUAAAAACGAUUCCACAAUAAAGGGUUUGGUAUCAUCUUGAUUCAGGUUUUCAUUAACUGAUUUAUUACCAUCGAGAAUUAUAUAUACAUCAUAAAAAUGAUUCCACAAUAAAAACGAAUAUCUUCAUGAUUUUUUUUACAGAAAACCAGAACUUUACAUAUAACAAUGCAUAAACACUUUGCUUGUCAUAUCAAAUCGGUCAUUGGAAUUUUCAAAACUGAUAAGAAGAGUUCUGAUCCAUCUCAGUCUGUCAUUUUUUGUGUUACACACCACAAAAUCAUUUUUGUUUGAUGAAAUGAGUGUCGUUGAUCUUUUUUUUUUAUUCUGAGCGGACGGACAAGAUUGUGGGAAAGGUUGAAAGUAUGUUAUUCAACCUUGAAUCUGAAAUAGCAAAAAAUUGGAAAAUAAUGGUUCUAAAACAACUGAAAUAUCGGACACUGAAGCGAUCGGUUGUGGAUGCUGUUAGCAGUGAGAUAAAAAAAACAAAAGACAUGAAAGGAAGAGGCACAGACAUAACCAAAGAAAAGGUACCUAGACAACAAAAGCAAUCACCAACACUGAUGAACUUUCAUGUUUACGCGACUGGUACAGGCGACCCUUAUCCAAGUGACGUCUGUCAGGCACAGGUUGCACGUGCAGAUACGAAAGAGUGGGAAUAUGAAAAAAAUAUCAAAAAGAUAGAAAGGGAAUUAAAUGACACAAAGGCAAAGUUGCAUCAGGCAAAGAAGGACAAAACAUCUCUCGAAGACAAAAUGCGCAAGAUGGCCAAAGACAAGCUUACCCACAAAAAUCCAGUGAGCAGAGACAUGACUGACCCCAACCAAACACAGAAGCUGGCAGCGAAAUAUGGCGAACUUUACGAAAAUGAAUGGAUUGACGCCAUGCAUAAACUAUAUUCAGAGAAAGGGGAACGCGAAAAAAUAGACCUCCUGUCAGCGAUACUAAAGUUUUGUUACAGUGAAUGUGAAAGGAUCGCUGACAGUCAGUUAUCCCAGCUUGAACUAGUAUGUUUCUGUCUUCAAUCCUCAUACAAACAACAGGAAAAACUACCAGAGGGAUCAGAGGCAAUCAAACGCAAUCUGUUAGACGCACAGCAUGGCGCUUCUAAUUUUACAAAGAUGGCUGUUGUUGAUAUUGCGAAAGCAAGUCUUGUAAAGGAGAAGCAUCUUAAGGACAAAGCGAUGCAGAUAUUGCUGUUCACAGAAAGUUGUAUCGAGAUAUGCUGGAGCAUGGUAACACGUCAUCCACGAAUUUUUCUCUUUUGGCCCGAUGUGAGUAAAGAGAAAAAGAUAAACUUUGAAAUGUUCCAGGCAUACACUAGAUCAGGUGACACUGUGGAGUACGGUGUCUGGCCCGCUAUGCUACUCUACAAGGACGGUCCAUUGCUGAGGAAAGGAACCGUACAACCAGUAGCCAGAUAAGGCGAAGCACCCUAUGGAAGAUGCAACCUUGACAUUUCUGCAGAAAAGUUGUAAACAUAUGCUAGCAAGAUAAAGUCAUUCUUAAGGAGCCAUUAUUUAAAAGACAAAGAUGAAUCUCCUAGUGUUUUCGUAUAAUUUGUAUUUAACGUAAUUAUUAUUUGUAGAUGAAACGUUAUUUCGUGUUUGUAAAAAAGCCUUUCUAUUUUAAUAAGCAGAAACUAUUUAAUAUAUUAGAGAGGUGUUGCUUAAAUUAUUUUGUUUUUUAAUUAAUUUUUUGUCGUUCCGUGAUUUUCAUUACAGAGGAACCAAGGCCGUUUGAUCACUUGCGGCUGUUAUGCAUUAUAUCUCUUUCUAUGUUUGCUUCUAUAAACUCUAUGAGUAUUUUUACAGGGUUUAUUUAGAGAUUUAUUCAUAAUUAUAACUUUGAAACCUAAUUUAUGCAAGAGUUUUAUUGCGAUGGUUCUACUACCUGGAUAUCUUUGGUAAAGUGAAUUUAUUCAUUUGCUGUGAGUAAAGAAAAAUUGUUAACUUUUGUCAUUCAAUUAUUCAAAGAUUUAUAUAAUUAAAAACAAAAAUCAGACCAAAUCAUACUUGAGCACUCAUAUGAUAUUUCCAUUUUAGACAGAAAGUUUUUAAAUUAUUAAUGUUAUUGUAAAUUAUUUAUACUUAUAUUUUUUAUUCUAUGGAGAAGGUACAUACGUUAUAAAUAGCAUCUUCUCAUCAGAAUUAUGCAACUAUAUAGAGAGGAAUUGUGAGUGUAAUGAAACGGUGUAGGACACUUUGUGAUCGUAAAGGUUCGCAUAAUCAAAAAAAACAUAUUACUUAUUCAUCUAAAGUAUAGCAUUUUACUAGAGUUGAACAUUCUUUGUCAAUAUUGAAUAUGAUCACUACCCACGGGAAAGUGAGCCUGAUUUUUAUCAGAGUAAAUGAAUUACACAAAGUUAUAUUCUAGUCAUUAGUCAUUUAUGAUGUGAUCGAAGAGCAGACAAUUCCUUGUGAGACUAGUCCUGUAACAGUACUGAACAGCAUGCAAAUAAAUAAGAACUGAAGUAAUUC
Mizuhopecten yessoensis (Yesso scallop) is the source of this 2888-nucleotide messenger RNA. RefSeq lists its product as uncharacterized. Bases 774 to 1832 code for a protein of 352 amino acids. The transcript has 8 exons. Gene Ontology annotation, cellular component: mitochondrial outer membrane. The record is from RefSeq and is a predicted model, not a curated record. Gene Ontology annotation, biological process: mitochondrial protein catabolic process; mitophagy by internal vacuole formation. Lineage: Eukaryota; Metazoa; Mollusca; Bivalvia; Pectinida; Pectinidae.